GGGAUAUCAGAAAUCUGAAUGCAUUGUAUAAUUCUGUGGAUGAAGUAGGUGACGAAGGCCCUUUAAAAAUGCUCUUGGUUAUACCUGCGGAUAGCGAAGAAAGAUUGGCAGACAUGCUGAAAGAUGGAAAUUAUUUAGGCGGGAUUGUUUCAAAGGGUGAAACAUUUACAAUACGGUUCCCUAGUGUUCUUCGAACAGCUCCUUUGGAUUUGUGGAAAACUUCACAAUUGCAAGUGGACUCGGAUAAGUCAGACUUGGUUUAUGUAAAGGAAGGUUUUUUGCAAGUUAUGUACGCCACUAUUUUCGCCACUGAACCUAUGAAAAUUUAUAUUCCAUCCCAACCGUUUAACUCUGACUCAGAUUACCAGAACAAAUUGCAAAAGAUGAUCAGAGAUCCGCUCAAAGCCGCGCGGGAAAACAUAUUACCACUUUAUUUUAGUACUUUAUAUAUGUAUCCGUUUAUACGUUUAGUUAUGCAUAUGGAAAGAGAAAAAAAUUUGCAGCUAAGAGAUCUGAUGAGUAUAUCAAGGGCAAGUGCAUUCGUUCAAUAUAUUUCUUGGUUUCUGUCAUCAUUUAUUUUACUUGGCUUUAUCAAUUGGAUGACCAUUUUCAUUUUAAAAGCACCUCUAUGCGACAACGGAAACAUUCUUAAUUGUUCCAGCUUCACGGCCUUGUUUUUAUUUUUUACAGUAUGGGCAAUAUCAGGAAUAUGUUUUUGCUUCUUCACUUAUGUAUUAUUUCAAACUCUGAUUCUGGGAUGCUUUUUCUUAGCAUACUUUUGCCUUAUUAGUUACGUGUUGUAUUUGUACGUUGAUGUAACUUCUUUUCCUCUAAGAGCUUUACUCUCCCUUAACUUUCAAUUUGGAUUCCUCACUGGUAUUAAGCAAAUUUUACGUUAUGAAGAUGUAGAUUGUACUGGCUUGCAAUGGGAACAUUACACCAAGUCUGAUCGUACUUCCUUUUUUUUUGGCAUCAUCCCUAUAAUGAUGAUUGUAGGUGCUUUCAUAUUACUGAUGUUGUGUUGUGUAUUUGAGGAAUGCUGUCCUGGCAGGUACGGAGUCUCGACUUUUAAAAGGCAUAGCCGUUUUUCUAAGAAUGAUUCUAUUGCCUAUAUGAGAGCUAGGACAUCUAACAUUAUAAAUCCGGCAGUUGUUCAGACAAUUAUGUUACGGAAAUCUCAGCAUAAUAAGGUUCCAUUAAGGAACUUCUCAAUGAAUAUGUAUGAUGAUCAAAUAACCGUUAUAUUAGGGCUUUCAAAUUCGGGAAAAUCUGCUGUUAUUAAUUCAAUUUCUGGAAGUAUUCCUCCAGACACUGGGUCGGUAAGAAUUGACAACAAGGAUAUGUUUAGUAAUAGAAGUAGCACGAGGAAAUCGUUGGGACUGUCCCCACAACAUGAUGCGUUAUUUGAUUCGUUAACAGUUAGUCAGCAUAUGGACUUUUUUGCAACACUUAGAAAUAUUAGAAGGGGUGCUAAAUGGCAGGCUAUUGAAAGGUAUUUGAAAGCUUUGGAGCUCUGGAAUUAUAGGAAUAUCAAAAGUAGAAAUUUAUCACCAGUACACAAAAGAUUACUAUCAGUUGCUUGCGCCUUUUGUGGGAAUCCACGGAUUAUAUUGUUAGAUGAGCCAAGUGAGAGAAUGGAGCCGUGUGAGCGACGACUACUUUGGAAUUUAUUGCAAAUGGAAAAACAAUGUCGAACUAUAAUAGUUACAACAUAUCAAAUAGAAGAAGCCGAUUUCUUAGGAGAUCGAAUAUCGAUUCUUUGUGACGGACAAUUGAUUUUUAAUGGAACAUCUACAUUUCUAAAGAAUGUUUAUGGAUCUGGAUAUCAGCUGGUAUGUCCCCAAGGUGAAAUAUGUCAGGAGCCUCAAAUAACAUUACUAGUUAUGAAAUAUAUUCCUGAGACGAGAUUAUCUCCUGAAAAAAUUUAUGAAGUGUCCUACAACAUACCCCAGGAAAACAACUUAGCUAUAGUUCCAUUGUUGAAAGAGCUGGAAUCAACAUCAAAUUAUCUUAACAUGGGAGCCAUUGGUAUUGGAACUACACCUACAUUAGAAAAAUUUGUAAAUGCCACACUGCCCCAAUACAACAACUGCACAGUGAAGUGCGACUAUUCAUGUAAUUUGCCAAAGCCAGAUGAAUGCUUACUUCGGGGAGGACGGUUACUAAUGAACCAAUGGAAGGCAAUGCUAUCUAAGAAGGCGUACCACAUGAAGUACAAUUGGUUUCUAUUUUUUCCUCUGUUCUUCUUAUUGCUGUUCUCAUUUGCCGCUGCGCACAAAUAUUUUUUUCCAAAACCAGUGCCACUAUCUUAUUAUAAAGAUAACAAACAAGGCAGACUUAUAUCUCAGAAGCCCUUGAAACUCAAUGAAAAUCCCUAUAAAUCUAUGUGCAAAAUUGCACUGGUAAAGGAUGAAGAACAAAAAAGCACAAAAGCCUCGAUCUAUGAAGAAAAGUACAAAUCUUUAAAAGAAAUUGGGUGUACUGUAGAGAAAAUAAAAAAGGAUGACUUUGAGACGAAACAGAAGCUGUAA
This is a messenger RNA of Scaptodrosophila lebanonensis, 2531 nucleotides long. RefSeq names its product ATP-binding cassette sub-family A member 17-like. The coding region runs from base 69 to 2531 and encodes 820 amino acids. The transcript has 7 exons. Gene Ontology annotation, cellular component: membrane; intracellular membrane-bounded organelle. The record is from RefSeq and is a predicted model, not a curated record. Gene Ontology annotation, molecular function: lipid carrier activity; ATP hydrolysis activity; ATP binding. Lineage: Eukaryota; Metazoa; Arthropoda; Insecta; Diptera; Drosophilidae. Gene Ontology annotation, biological process: lipid transport; transmembrane transport.